AGUAAAAUUCUUCAUUUAAUCAUUUACUUGUUAUUACAAUCAAAAAUCGCUGCCGGCAAAAUUCUCGUCUUUUACUUUAACAUUUUUGUGUUAAUAUAUAAAAAUUCUCUUCCUCUUCAAAAAAUUUUUUUCUUCUUCUUCAUUUGUCUUUUACUAUUACCCCAUCAUCAUCAAUCAUCAGAUGUACAUACAAAUCUUCUUCUCUCUCUUCCUUCCCUUCCUUCUCUUCCUUCCCUUAACUCUUACAUAUUUGACCAAUACGACAUUUUGCCAACAAGGCAAAAAUCACACAUUUUGUCAACGUCUUUGUGACGAAACAUAA
This is a messenger RNA of Meloidogyne enterolobii, 322 nucleotides long. The record is from the annotation of a GenBank genome assembly. Lineage: Eukaryota; Metazoa; Nematoda; Chromadorea; Rhabditida; Meloidogynidae.